GGAGGGGGGGUGAUCCUGGUAUCUGAUUGGUUGUGUCAGAAGGGUGACGCUGCUAGACGGACAGCGGACGGAGGGCAGGAGCCGUACAAGUGUUCCAGUCAUUGUCCUCGUCCGCUUCCUCGCCGGCCACACCGGAGGGCUCGUCGUUGCGGGCGUUGUUUCUUCCACCUGAGAAGCGCGAGCAGCUGCCCUAGCUGCCUCAGCCAUCACGGAGGCCACAAUGAACGGACAGCUGGACCUAAGUGGUAAGCUGAUCAUAAAGGCCCAGCUUGGGGAAGACAUCCGGAGAAUUCCCAUCCACAAUGAGGACAUCACUUACGAUGAACUGGUCUUGAUGAUGCAAAGGGUUUUUCGAGGGAAGCUCUUAACUAAUGAUGAAGUUACCAUUAAGUAUAAAGAUGAAGAUGGAGACCUUAUAACUAUUUUUGACAGCUCCGAUUUAUCGUUUGCCAUACAAUGCAGUAGGAUUUUGAAGCUGACCCUGUUUGUUAAUGGACAGCCUCGACCUCUAGAGUCCAGUCAAGUGAAGUAUCUCCGGCGGGAGUUGAUAGAGUUACGUAACAAAGUCAAUCGUCUGUUGGACUGUUUAGAGCCACCCACCGAACCUGGGAUCCCAAGUAGCAGCAUACCGGACACAGAAACUGUAGAUGGCCGAGAAGAGAAACCUGCUGCCCCUGACUCUUCAGUCAAGCCUUCUACCCAUGUUAUGGCUGCCAGUAUGUCUGCCUUUGAUCCACUGAAGAAUCCAGAGGAAAUCAACAAAAAUGUCAUGUCGGCCUUUGGACUUGCAGAGGACCACGUUUCAGGUCCACCCAGUGCUCCUGUAGAGGAACGUUCCAGUACACCAGACAGUAUUGCCUCUUCCUCCUCUGCUCAUCCUCCAGGAGUCCAGCAGCAGCAGCCAUACCAAGGAGCUCAGCAGCCAGGUCAGAUUGAAGGGCAAAUGUAUCAGCAGUAUCCACAACAGCCCGGGUAUCCAACAGCUCAAGGUCAACCUCAAGCUCAGCCCCAGCAGCAGUAUGGCAUGCAGUAUCCCGGUUACAAUCAGCAAACAGCCCAAGCGGCUCAGCAGUUCCCUGGUUACAGUCAGCAAGCUGCCCAGGCUCCUGGCUUUCAAGGCCAGCCACAGCAACUACCAGCCCAGGCCCCUCAACAGUACCCAGCUGGCUCCUACCCACCACAGACCUACACUACACAGGCAUCCCAACCUGCCGGCUAUAAUGUCCCUCCUGCUUCUCAGCCUGGAAUGGCACCAAGCCAACCAGGGAGCUAUCAGCCUAGGCCAGGAUUUACCCCUCCACCUGGUAGUACUGUAACUCCUCCUCCCAGUGGGCCUAACCCAUAUUCCCGUAACCGUGCCCCAUUUGGUCAGGGGUACGCCCAACCAGGACCUGGAUACCGAUAAAUUCACCUCCAUUACCAAGGCAAAGGCUGCUAAAUCUCUUUCCAUCCCAACAGACUUCAAUAUUAAGCUUACAAUUGUAAUCAUGCUUCAGACAGCAGAAGAAAAGCAUUUUGUGCUUUUCAGUGUUGUAUGUCUUUAGUGGAGGAGAAGACCCCAAAUCAUUAUCUUUUGCUUUUGAUUGUAUCUGCUCUCUAGUUGAAAUUUAAAUUGAAAAAAAUAAAAAUCCAAAAAGCAAGUGUUUGACAAACUAGUCAGCCUUGUCAGACCCCUGAAAAUAUAUGCUAAUGAAACCCUCACUUUUUUGACUUGUUUUUAAUGAUCUGAUGUGUCCAUAUAGAGCUCUUCUGAGUUAUAAACUAGGUAUUAUGUACACAUUCUAACACACUGAAGCCUAAUAAAAUGUUCAGCUCAUUUAA
Messenger RNA from Bufo bufo (common toad), 1821 nucleotides. It is a transcript of the gene TFG, whose product is annotated as trafficking from ER to golgi regulator. Gene Ontology annotation, molecular function: identical protein binding. The coding region runs from base 221 to 1405 and encodes 394 amino acids. Gene Ontology annotation, biological process: endoplasmic reticulum to Golgi vesicle-mediated transport; COPII vesicle coat assembly. The record is from RefSeq and is a predicted model, not a curated record. NCBI's taxonomy places the organism in Eukaryota, Metazoa, Chordata, Amphibia, Anura, Bufonidae. The transcript is spliced from 8 exons. Gene Ontology annotation, cellular component: endoplasmic reticulum exit site.